Dioszegia hungarica is the source of this 975-nucleotide messenger RNA. Its product is annotated as putative ER to Golgi transport-related protein. Gene Ontology annotation, biological process: Golgi organization. The coding region runs from base 1 to 975 and encodes 324 amino acids. Gene Ontology annotation, cellular component: membrane; endoplasmic reticulum; endoplasmic reticulum-Golgi intermediate compartment. The record is from RefSeq and is a predicted model, not a curated record. The transcript is spliced from 10 exons. NCBI's taxonomy places the organism in Eukaryota, Fungi, Basidiomycota, Tremellomycetes, Tremellales, Bulleribasidiaceae.
AUGUCAGCGACGCAACGCAUUCACCUCAACCCCAACGCGCCUCGCGCGCCCAUGAUGGGCGGUAUGACCGGAGGAAUGAGCGGCGGGGGCGGUGGCUAUACGCCUGAUCCGGUGCGGCCGCGCUCGGGAGGGCAGAUGGGCGGUCAGGGGGGUGAUGUCCUUUCGCAGGUCAAGGUGUGGAGCAGUAAGGCCGAGGAUGCUAUUGAGACUUACAGUCAACCUAUCCGGCCAUACGUGCCUGCUGCCGCACGCUUCCUCAUCGUAGUGACAUUCCUCGAAGACGCCCUGCGUAUCCUGACGCAAUGGGGCGAUCAGCUAUGGUAUCUCCAGAAACACCGCCAUUUCCCAUGGGGCAUAUCCCACCUCUUCCUGCUCAUCAAUGUCGUCACCAUGCUCGCGUGCUCUCUCGGUGUCAUCGCUAAGCGGUACCCUGACUACUCUGUCUUUGGUCUUCUCGGCGUCGUGGUCGCUCAGGGCCUCGGCUACGGACUCCUCUUCGACCUCUCCUUCUUCCUGCGCAACCUCUCUGUCGUUGGCGGACUGCUUAUGGUCCUCUCCGACUCGCUCGCCAACAAGAAGAAGCUCUUUGCGGGCUUGCCGAGCAUGAGCGAGACUGACAGGCGGAAGUACUUCCAGCUCGCAGGCCGAAUCCUGCUCAUCUUCCUCUUUAUCGGCUUCAUCUUCCAGGGCAACUGGUCCUUUGCUCGCGUGCUCGUCUCGAUCGUCGGGCUCGGCGCGUGCAUCAUGGUCGCUGUGGGCUUCAAGGCAAAGUACUCGGCUAGCUUCUUGGUUGCGCUCCUGAGUAUCUUCAACGUGUUCAUCAACAACUGGUGGAGCGUGCACUCGGCGCAUCCUCAGCGGGACUUCCUGAAAUACGACUUCUUCCAGACAUUGUCUAUCGUCGGUGGACUGCUUCUGCUCGUCAACAUGGGUCCGGGCGGUAUCUCCGUAGACGAGAAGAAGAAGGUCUACUAA